UCCUUAUUUUCGAAAAUUGGCUAUUGAAAUAUUUAGAUUUUCAACCCAAGAAAAUAAAUAAAAAUAAAUAAGAAAAAAUAAUAGGAGAAAAAGAAAUGGGAGUUCAAGAGAAAGACCCAUUAGCCCAAUUGAGUUUACCACCGGGUUUCCGGUUUUACCCGACUGAUGAAGAACUUUUAGUUCAGUAUCUUUGUAGAAAAGUAGCUGGUCAUCAAUUUUCUCUUCAAAUUAUUGCUGAAAUUGAUCUUUACAAAUUUGAUCCUUGGGUUUUACCUAGUAAGGCUUUGUUUGGAGAAAAGGAAUGGUAUUUUUUCAGUCCAAGGGAUAGAAAGUAUCCAAACGGGUCCAGACCCAAUAGGGUAGCUGGAUCCGGGUAUUGGAAAGCUACUGGAACUGAUAAGGUUAUUACAACCCAAGGAAGGAAAGUUGGUAUUAAGAAGGCUCUUGUGUUUUAUGUUGGUAAAGCGCCUAAAGGAACCAAGACUAAUUGGAUUAUGCACGAAUAUCGUCUUACUGAACCUACCCGCAAAUCUGGUAGCUCCAAGUUGGAUGAUUGGGUGUUAUGUAGAAUUUACAUGAAAAAUUCCAGUGCGGCAAAGCCUACAAUAAUUAAGGAGCACAGCAUAGGAGGAUCAUCAUCAUCUUCAUCAUCACAUCUUGAUGACGUGUUAGAAUCUUUACCCGAAAUUGAUGACCGUUCAUUUGCCCUUCCACGUAUGAACUCGUUAAAAAAUAAUGUGGGCCAAGCCCAACAACAGCCACAAAGUGACAAAUUUACCCUUCAACAAUUCGGGUCGGGUAGUUUUGAUUGGGCUGUAUUAGCUGGGUUAACGUCAGUACCCGAAUAUACAUUUGUCGGGUCUACUCAGCCUCAAUCGAUACAAGUAAACAACAGUCGAAAUGACUUAUUUAUCCCUGCAUUGCCACCUUUAUCACACGUAGAAUCUCCGGUAGACACUAAAUUUGGUACGUCCGGUUUAACUGAGGAGGAGGUUCAAAGUGGAAUUACAACGACUCAACGACUCAACUCGGGGUAUUAUAAUCACAAUCCUAGUGUUUUUACCCAAAACUACACCAACUCGAUUGACCCAUUUGGAAUGGGUGCUUCAAAUCAGUUAUCAGGAUUUGGGUUUGGAUUCAGGCAGUAAUAAGUUGAUCUAGAAAAGCCGAUUUUGUUUUGAUUAUAAAACAAGAGGAGUAUUUUGAUGUAAAUAUCUUGCAUUCGUUGGGCUAACUUUUGGAGAGACAGAAAGCAAGGAAAAAAUCAUUCUUCUGUCACUUUGAAUUUGCAAUACAAUGCUAAUUUGUAUUAGAAAUUGUUAGUUGUUGGGUAUAAAAUUCAAAAGGACAGAGACGUAUAGGAGAAGAAAAAGAAAUUUUUAAUGUUUGAUUAAUUAUUUUGUUUUUGAAAGUGUAGUAAAAGGGUAAAAGAAAUUGGGUGGUGAAGAUGUCAAAAUUUUUGUCUAGUUUGGUAAAGGAAAUGUAAAAGAUUCAAUGUAUAAUGUGAUGGAAUUUGACAUGUAAAGCCAAAAAAUGAGUAAAGAAAUAUUUGUA
Messenger RNA from Amaranthus tricolor (Joseph's coat), 1554 nucleotides. Its product is annotated as NAC domain-containing protein 72-like. The transcript is spliced from 3 exons. Gene Ontology annotation, molecular function: DNA binding. The coding region runs from base 96 to 1148 and encodes 350 amino acids. Gene Ontology annotation, biological process: regulation of DNA-templated transcription. NCBI's taxonomy places the organism in Eukaryota, Viridiplantae, Streptophyta, Magnoliopsida, Caryophyllales, Amaranthaceae. The record is from RefSeq and is a predicted model, not a curated record.